This is a messenger RNA of Anthostomella pinea, 858 nucleotides long. The record is from the annotation of a GenBank genome assembly. NCBI's taxonomy places the organism in Eukaryota, Fungi, Ascomycota, Sordariomycetes, Xylariales, Xylariaceae.
AUGACAUCACGCUUGCGUCCUGACCAUCUUCAAACACCACAUCUUGGAGCAUCAGGACGUGGACCUGAACGUCACAUAUCCCAUUUCACUCGAGAGGACAAACCCGAUGUGCGCCCUUACUCUCCACCCAUUACUAGACAUGCGUAUCAGCCAGCUGCUCCGCCGUACGGCCACAGAUACCGUGACGAGCCUUCGCGUGAUCGCAACACUGUUCGACACCGCCUCAUGGAUGCGGACGAGCGGGAAACCCGCCCGCCAACAAUAAAGCAGAACCGAGCAUACUACUCUGUCGCACCCCUCUUUGACAAGUACCCACGACGCUCGAGCAUGAACGAAGAUGAUACAUCUAUUGAUCGCUACCAUAACCGACCAUAUCAGCGUAAACCCGACCCUGAACCCGAAAACCCCAUGGUGACAGAUCUCGUAGCAAAGUACCAGAAUAUCCGCACAACAUUGCAUUCGAACGCCCUGAAGCAGCUCGAAGAGGCUCAGGAGAAAAUGGCCAGCCUGAACAAGCAGAACAUCAAGACCCGCCUGGAAGAUGUUGCCGCCCGCGCCGCAAAGAGCAGCGAGCUUCACUCGUCUCUUCUCACAGCCACGGAAGACGCCCAGGCAGAGAUCGAGGAGCUGGGACGCGCCAUCCUCUCUGACGGAAACAGACGCCUCCUCGAUGGGGACUUCGCCAAUCUGACGAGGGGAAUGUCGCCUUCCCACGAAAAUGCGCUGAUAGAGUUUGGUGCCGACAUCGAAGGAGAGAGCAAGCUCGUCGUCGACGAGAUGAUAGAGUACGAGAAGAAUUUUCUUGAGGAAAUCGACGAUGAGGUCUCGAACAUUGUGAAGUCUCUUCUUCAGCAGUGA